Arabis nemorensis is the source of this 1644-nucleotide messenger RNA. The record is from the annotation of a GenBank genome assembly. NCBI's taxonomy places the organism in Eukaryota, Viridiplantae, Streptophyta, Magnoliopsida, Brassicales, Brassicaceae.
AUGGUAGUAGAGUUCAGUGUUUCAUUUGGAGAUGCUGGAUCUUCUUAUUGUUAUGGGUUAACCCAAUGCGUCCUUGGUUUAUUAAACCGUCUUGGCCUCCACAAGAAGCUCCAAAAGCAUAAGGGUUGUGUAAACACAGUAAGCUUCAAUGCAGAUGGAGAUAUCCUGCUUUCAGGUUCUGAUGACAGGCAAGUCAUUCUUUGGGAUUGGGAGACUGGUACUGUCAAACUCUCAUUCGAUUCUGGCCAUCGCAACAAUAUAUUCCAAGCCAAAUUUAUGCCUUUCUCUGACGAUCGCAGCAUUGUCACAUCUGCUGCUGAUGGACAGGUCCGCUAUUCCAAAAUUCUCGAGUCUGGACAAGUAGAGACUUCUAUGUUGGGUAAACAUAAUGGACAGGUCCACAAAUUGGCUGUUGAGUCGGGAAGUCCAUUCUCAUUCUAUACGUGUGGUGAGGAUGGGGUUGUAAAGCAUUUUGAUCUUAGGACUCGGGUGGCUACAAAUCUUUUCACUUGUAAAGAAGCAAAGUACAAUUUAGUCGUCUACUUGAAUGCAAUUGCACUUGAUCCAAGGAACCCAGGUCUUUUUGCGGUGGGUGGAAUGGAUGGGUAUGCUCGUGUAUAUGAUAUUCGCAGCUAUCGCUCAGAGGGCUGGUAUAAUUUUGCCCAACCUGUAGACCACUUUUGUCCUCGCCAUCUGAUUGAAAAUGGGCGUGAAGGAAUAACUGGUCUGGCUUUCUCAGAUCAAAGUGAGCUCCUUGUUUCAUACUGUGACGAGCUCAUCUAUCUUUUCAGCCCUGAUAUGGGGCUUGGCCCAAAUCCAUUGACUGAGACUGAGGAGAAGAGGCCGCCGCAGGUUUACAAAGGGCACAGGAACUGUGAAACAGUCAAAGGUGUGAACUUUUAUGGACCCAAGUGUGAGUAUGUGGUUAGUGGUUCUGACUGUGGCCAAAUAUUCAUCUGGAGGAAGAAAGACGGAGAGCUUCUACGUGAGAUGGAAGCAGAUAGACAUGUCGUCAACUGUGUAGAGUCUCAUCCUCACUUGCCACUGAUGUGUAGCAGUGGAAUCGAGAGUGACAUCAAGAUAUGGACUCCUGGAGGAACUGAGGAACUCAUGUCACCGGGAAAUAUGGAAGAGGUCUUCUUCCUCCAAUCCAAGGCUCGCUCGAGUAACUUGGAUUUGCAGAGGAUGGUGGUCGUUUCUCCACGGCUGCUCUCAAAUGGUUCAGGUUUAAUCCGAUUGCCUCAUCGCCGGAUUCAGAGACGCGAUGGGUUCGGCCCCAGUAGCUUCAAGUUUUCUGGGGAUUCGAGUCUCAAUGGGAGAGUUAGCUAUACGCCACAUGUGGGUGCCUCUCGCACCGUAUCUGUACGUUUCGCUCGUCAAAGUCCCAGCUUCCAUGAAGACCUACCCGAAGCUCCCUUAUGGUUGAGCCUUCUUAGGGACAUUGUCUGGAGCACAAGAUCUCUCUUCUCUUUUAUGGCUGAGCAACCGAGUCAGCUUAAAUACAUAGAGUGGCCAAGUUUUACAACCACGCUCAAGACAGCCACACUGAGUCUCUUUCUUGUAGCUGUCUUCAUUGUUGCGCUAUCAUCGGUGGACUCUGCUCUUUGUUACAUAUUGACUUUGAUCUUGAGGAAAGCCCCAUGA